Glossina fuscipes is the source of this 1829-nucleotide messenger RNA. RefSeq lists its product as uncharacterized. The record is from RefSeq and is a predicted model, not a curated record. The coding region runs from base 437 to 1132 and encodes 231 amino acids. NCBI's taxonomy places the organism in Eukaryota, Metazoa, Arthropoda, Insecta, Diptera, Glossinidae. The transcript has 2 exons.
UAGUUAGUCGCUUGCUUGUUAGCUUAACUUAGUAGCAAUUUGUUGUUUUAGUGGACAAACACUUUUGGAGCACCGCUCACUUUACUUCAGUCCAACAAGCAACAGAGCCAGCAAUAGCGCCAAUCGCAUUAGUUAAAGAUGCUACUGCUAUUUAAUCAAUCUUUUUGUUUUUGUUUUUAUUAUUGUUGCUUCGGUUGCGAUGAUCGAGCCAACCAUUGACAACUCUAUAUAUAAAUAAUAUAAAAUGCGUGCGGGUUUUAGUUUAGUAGUUUUGUCAUCGGAAAUAAGUGUCAAUUUUCAUCUUCACUAGCUAUCGAAUAUUGUGUGGUGUUUACAGAAAAAGCGAAGGUUAACAACAAUCAACCAUAACUUGAUCUAUACUGUGUUUCGCAAUAAGACUUUGUUUUAGAAAAAAGACGUAAGAUUAUUACCAAUAAUGGUGCGUGCGUUUGGGAUAGCUUUGCUUUAUUACGGUUAUGCGGCUAAUCUUUGCUUAGCCGCCUCGAUUGUGGAUAACGGACAUCUUUCGAACGCCAAUAAUUUAAAUCUAAGAAAUUUAUUACCAAAAUCUUUGGUGCAUGAUAUACAGCAUAAUCAACAACAACAACAACAACAACAACAACAACAAUAUUUCGAUCGCUUAAUACAUAACGAUAUACAAUAUGCUCAGCGAUUGCCCGCGGAUCAAAGUGUUUAUUACGCAAAUUCGAAACGUCCAAGCAAUCAUAAUGAAAUUAUAGAUGUACAAGUACCCACUAGAGCAGAUGCGAGUAAAAUACUUUUACAUUUGCCUAAGCAUCAUCAAGUCUAUUCAUCGGCAUCUCCAUCUCAGCCCUUCUACGUAACCCCCCGCAGACAUUAUCGCAUAACUUUGAUACGUAAUCAUAAACCAGCGCCUCCAUCCCCGCCCGCUCCCGAAGUCGAGCAAAAUACAUUGAUUUAUGUUUUAAUUAAAAAACCAGAUCAGUCUGAUGUUAAUGAAGAAUCAUCGAACAAAUCUGAGCAAAACUCAUUUAAGCUAAAUCCUCCCGAGGUGUACUUUAUUAAUUAUAAGGCCAACAAAUCAAAAUCGGAUGCAUAUGCUUCCCAAACUAAUACAGAGCAGCGAUACGAAGACACUUCCAAAGUUUAGUUAUUUAUAAGUUAUUAGCAUAGAGAAUGUACCUAAUAUCCAUUCAAGUUGUAAAUAGCGCUAAAAGCUAUAUAUUUAAUACAUUGUUAUACGUUUUUUUUUCUUUAUAAGAUUUACAAGAUAACUGUUGUCAUUGAGAAGUUUUAUUUAAUAAUUAUUAGAAAAAUUUUUGCAUUUUUUUACAUUUUCUUGGUUUUAGCUUUGCCAAGAGGAAUGAUUAUUCAUAUAUCGAAUGCAUGAUAGUAAUAACCUUUAAGAAUGUGCUUAGAAAUCCUAUAUGCACGUCUUGUUCAUAUGUCAGCAUUUAAAUAUUGUUUUCUUUGCCGAAAUGAUAGAAGCAUUCUUCGGAACUAUCGACAGAGUCUCCUCUACGUAAAACAUAGUUUGUUAUUUCUCAUUUAUAAUAGUUUGAAUAAACUACAAAAUUUAUAUAACAUUGGCUCGAUUCAUUUUCUUCGACUCUUAGUACAACUAACGUAACAACUUUCUCUAGAGUUCAACGCUUAGACACCUGCACACAAAUAUGGUUAAAUCGACGUCGACCGAUGAAUUAUGUGCUAACACAAUGUCAUACCAACCGUUAGCGAAUAGAACGGUAUCAACAGUAAUUGCCACGAUCGUUAUAUGACGAUUGGGAGACGAAAAGGAAUAUCUUCGGAGCUUGGCUUGACUUCUCGGUGAGGGCGUAAUAUUUUAA